CACCUGGUCAAAUACAAAGUGAACACGCUCACAUGUAAACAAGAAAAAAAAAUGGCAGCGCCGUUGGUCAGGAUAUUCUCAAAGCUUGCUAGGCAGGUGUCCGGGCCAUGGAGAGUGUGCCGUCAUGGGCUGAGGAACCAGUCCACCCGAGCAGGGUUGUCUGCAGAGCAUGCUACUGCUCCUGGGGUCUCUCAUCCACCAUUACAGACGUAUACUGAAGAGGAGGGAAUGAUGAGGGAGGCUGUGAAAAGGUUCGCACAGGAGCGGAUUGCCCCUUUGGUGUCAAAGAUGGAUGAAAACUCUCACAUGGAUUCGGAAGUGAUAAAUUCACUCUUUGAACAGGGUCUGAUGGGCAUCGAGAUCGACCCAGAGUACGGAGGCACUGGCUCCUCCUUCUUCUCCUCCAUCCUGGUCAUCGAGGAGCUGGCCAAGGUAGACGCCUCCGUGGCCGUGCUGUGUGACAUCCAGAACACUCUCAUCAACACACUGUUCACCAAGCUGGGGACCGUGGCCCAGAAAGAACAGUACCUGAGCCGACUCUCCACAGACAUGGUUGGGAGUUUCUGCCUUUCAGAAGCAGAGUCGGGGAGCGAUGCCUUCUCUCUGAAGACGCGGGCUGACAAACACAAGGACUACUAUGUCAUCAAUGGCUCCAAGAUGUGGAUCAGUAAUGCAGAGACUGCUGGGGUGUUCCUGGUGAUGGCCAACGCCGACCCGUCAACUGGUUACAGAGGAAUCACCUGUUUCAUCGUGGACAGAGACACAGAGGGCCUUCAGAUAGGCAAGAAGGAGAACAAACUGGGUCUAAGAGCCUCUUCAACCUGCCCGCUCAACCUAGAUAAUGUUAAGGUCCCUGAGAAGAACAUCCUGGGGCAGGUCGGCCACGGGUACAAGUAUGCCAUCGGAAUGUUGAAUGAGGGCAGGAUCGGCAUUGCUGCUCAGAUGUUGGGUCUGGCUCAGGGCUGCUUCGACCAGGCUGUUCCUUACACCAGACAGAGGGUGCAGUUUGGGAAACGGAUCUUUGACUUCCAGGCUAUGCAGCACCAGAUUGCCCAUGUGGCCACACAGAUAGAGGCUGCCAGGCUGCUGACCUACAAUGCUGCCCGGCUGAAGGAGGCCGGGAGACCUUUCAUUAAGGAAGCCUGCAUGGCCAAGUACUUCACCUCAGAAGUGGCGACAUUGACCACAUCGAAAUGCAUCGAGUGGAUGGGAGGGGUGGGUUUCACCAAAGACUACCCCAUAGAGAAGUACUAUAGAGACUGCAAAAUAGGCACCAUUUAUGAGGGUACAACCAACAUCCAACUGUCCACCAUGGCCAAGUUUAUAGAUAAGGAGUUUGAUCUUUGAACUGACUGUCCCUUUCCUGGUGAAGACUGGCGGUUAUACACUCCUCAGUGUGGCACCUAUUAGUUAUAUUGGUUGUUGUUAGGUUGGUGAGGGAUACUGACCAAUCUGAUCAGGCAUUACUGUAGAGCAUUAUUUUAAAUCAAUCCGAUCUGUGCUGCUGACCUAUAGAGAUCGUUUAUAGUUUCCUAUAUAUUGCAUACAUUUAAUGAAAGUCAUUUCUCCCUGCUAUUUCAUGUAGACAUUUUUUCUGUUGCCAGAUCAUGUAGACGGUGUGGUUAUACUGUUGUUAAUGUUAGUGUUUUCCAAUUGUUUUGCUGUACUUCUUGAGUUCCCUAUCAAAUGUAUGCAAGGUGUUAGCUGGCUGUCUGUUGUGGCACAUUCUGUCUUUUGUUCCACAUUUACCAUUCUGCUCUAUCAAAAUUAAAAUCUCAAUUGUAAUAAUGCUCUAAACUAAAAAGAUCACAAUGUUACAGGUGUUGCUGAAUCAGGUUUGUCAGCAUUUUCUUUUAGAGGAUCCUCAAAAACCUCAUCAAAAAAACAAGUCAGUGCCUUCAUCUUAGUUUUCUUUGUAUUCUGUAACACUCGGAUAUGCAUACCUUUCACUGUCCGAUAGAAUAACUAUUUUGGUGUGAUCUGUUGUAUGUAACCUUUUUUAAAGCGCUUAGAAUAGAACCACGUUUUCCGUUCUGUCAGUUUUAGUCACUAAAAAUAUUUCAGUAAUUCGCAGGACUUACAUUUGUAUUCAUCAGCUUAUGUGACAAUAUUAAUAAACAUUACAUGAAUUAGA
This is a messenger RNA of Esox lucius (northern pike), 2134 nucleotides long. It is a transcript of the gene acadsb, whose product is annotated as acyl-CoA dehydrogenase short/branched chain. Gene Ontology annotation, cellular component: mitochondrion. NCBI's taxonomy places the organism in Eukaryota, Metazoa, Chordata, Actinopteri, Esociformes, Esocidae. Gene Ontology annotation, molecular function: flavin adenine dinucleotide binding; acyl-CoA dehydrogenase activity. The coding region runs from base 52 to 1347 and encodes 431 amino acids. The record is from RefSeq and is a predicted model, not a curated record. The transcript has 10 exons.